Hansenula ciferrii is the source of this 612-nucleotide messenger RNA. It is a transcript of the gene DFR1, whose product is annotated as dihydrofolate reductase. The coding region runs from base 1 to 612 and encodes 203 amino acids. The record is from RefSeq and is a predicted model, not a curated record. Lineage: Eukaryota; Fungi; Ascomycota; Saccharomycetes; Phaffomycetales; Wickerhamomycetaceae. Gene Ontology annotation, biological process: folic acid metabolic process; tetrahydrofolate biosynthetic process; dihydrofolate metabolic process. The transcript has a single exon. Gene Ontology annotation, cellular component: mitochondrion. Gene Ontology annotation, molecular function: NADP binding; dihydrofolate reductase activity.
AUGUCAUCUAAACAAGUUUCCAUAAUAGUCGCUGCUCUCUUACCAUCGUUUGGUAUUGGAUACAAAAAUCAAUUACCAUGGAAACUUAGAAAUGAAAUGAAAUAUUUCAAAAAUGUAACAACAAAUAAAUCAUCAUCAUCAUCAACAAAUUCUAAAAAUGCAGUUAUAAUGGGUAGAAAAACUUGGGAUUCAAUUCCAUCUAAAUUCAGACCAUUACCAGAUCGUUAUAAUGUCAUAUUGACAAAGCAAGAUCCUACAAGUUUUGAACCUAUAGAAAAUGUUAAAUAUUCAAAUAAUAUUGAUGAUACAAUUAAAAAUUUAUUAAAUGAUGAUUCAAUAAAUCAAAUUUUCAUUAUUGGAGGAUCUGAAAUUUAUAAUAAUUCAAUAACAAAUAAUCUUGUUGAUAAUUUAUUAAUAACAGAGAUUAAUCAUUUAAAAUCAAAUGAAAUUGAAAUGGAUACUUUCUUAAAUAAAGAUUAUAUAUUAAAUAAUUUUACCAAGACUAAUAAAAUUGAAUUACAAAAAUUUAUUGGUGAAAAUAUUGAAAUUCCAAGUGAUAAAAUCAUUGAAGGUGAUUUUGAAUAUGAAUUUACUUUAUAUAAAAGAAAAUAG